Bombyx mori (domestic silkworm) is the source of this 1906-nucleotide messenger RNA. It is a transcript of the gene SmydA-5, whose product is annotated as SET domain-containing protein SmydA-8. Lineage: Eukaryota; Metazoa; Arthropoda; Insecta; Lepidoptera; Bombycidae. Bases 158 to 1714 code for a protein of 518 amino acids. The transcript has 6 exons. The record is from RefSeq and is a predicted model, not a curated record.
AGUGUAGUACUAAAUUCGUUCCCGACUGAGUGGGUUCAUUCACUCCAGUUUCGCAAGUCGGCCGAAACGUCUCGCUGAAAACGAAAAGAGUUUGUGAAAUAUCUUUUUUGUUUGUGGUUUAAAAAGUUUACCCAGUUAAUUCUGAAAAUCGAAAGAUAUGGAAAGCGAAAACUCGGACUAUGAGGUUCAUAGUUCAGAAGAGCUAGGCCGUUACCUGGUGGCAGCGCGGGAUCUAUCACCAGGCGAGGUGGUGAUCACCGAGAAGCCAAUAGUCUUUGCGCCAAAGUCCACGCCAGACCCUGAAGCUACCAUGCCGUGCGUCGGUUGUUACAAAUCCGUUUUCACCGAUGUCGGCGAACGCUGUGCCAAGUGCGGUUGGCCAGUCUGCUCCGGGAACUGUCCCGGUCUCAGAGAUCCAAAGCACCAUAAGCUCGAGUGCGAUAUCCUGGGCUUAAGGCCAGAUUGCGUAUUGGAUAAUAUGGCUGAUUACUAUAGACACGACGCUUUGUUAGCUUUGAGGUGUCUUCUACUGCAGAAAGCCGAUGCAGCUAAAUGGCAGCAUUUGUUAGAGAUGCAAUCACAUAUGGAAUGUAGGAUACCUGGCACCCAGGCUUUUGAUGAAGCGGAUGAGUUCAUUGUGGAAUACCUCAUCAAAAAUUUCUUAUCAAAACUAGACAGCGGUAUGAAGAAAGACAUACCGGAUAUAUCGGCGAAUCUGAUACAUAGAAUCUGUGGUAUUAUCGACACAAACGCCAUAGAAAUUCGUUUGGUAGACGGUGUAGAACUACAAGCACUAUACACAAAAACAUGCAUUCUAGAACAUAGCUGCUUACCUAACACGAAAUUCAAUUUCGAUCUAUCAACGAGAAAUAAAGAUGAUUUAUACAAAAUAUCUGUUAAAAUCGUAACGCCAAUUACCAAACAUGAGCAUAUAUCCACAAUGUAUAGUCACGCAUUAUGGGGCACACAAGCCAGACGGCAACAUUUAAAAGACACAAAAUACUUUUCGUGCAAAUGCUGUAGAUGCAGCGAUCCCACCGAGCUCGGUACUUAUUUAAGCGCUAUGAAAUGUCUCGGCGAUGAGAAUAAGCCGUGCGAAGGUAUCCAUUUACCCGAAGAUCCUUUAGAUGACGAAACAGAAUGGGCGUGCAGCAAUUGUGACGUUAAAAUCAGUAAUUCUCAAGUUUGUUGUGUUAUAUCACAGAUGCAGGACGAAGUCGAUAACGUAUUAAUGAUGGGCGGCGAUGUUACUGUACUAGAAAACGCAUUAUGUCGUUUAUCAACAUUUUUGCAUCAAAAUCACUAUCAUUUAUACUCAAUAAAACAUUCUCUAGUACAACUUUAUGGUCGGCAGCUUGCAUACGCUUCCCAAGAAUAUUUAGAAAAGAAAAUUAAAAUGUGUAAUGAUCUAAUAGAUAUCACGAAUACCUUAGAUCCUGGUAAUGCAAGACUAAGUCUGUACAAUAGCGUUUUACAUCAUGAGUUACAUUUGGCUUUGGUGAUGAUGUCUAAAAAAGCUAAUAUAGACGGUAGUAUAAAAAAUGUUGACACGAUCGUACCGGUAUUAAGAGAAGCAAAAAAGGCCUUAAACAUAUCUUUGGAGUGCCUUAAAGAUGAUAUCGAAGAAGCUUCUGGAAAGAAAUUAUACGAAGUCAUUGAACAGAGUAAUAGGGAGUUCGAAAGAUAUUGUAAAGAAAAAAAUGUUAUUUUGUAAAGAGUUAUUUUAUUAAUUCUGUAACUAGUUCUAAGCUUAAAUGUUAGUAUCACAGUAAUAUCUUUGAAUAAAUAUUAUAUAAUAGAUACAAUAAUAUUUUAAUAAAAUGGGAAAUCUGUUAAUAUUGUAUACCUAUAUUUUCCAUAAUAAUUCGAAAGAAUACAUUAAGACUGUUAAGUCUUUUCAAAUACA